Molecule: messenger RNA, 1449 nt
Organism: Thlaspi arvense
Lineage: Eukaryota; Viridiplantae; Streptophyta; Magnoliopsida; Brassicales; Brassicaceae
Source: the annotation of a GenBank genome assembly
GUCCGUAUGGGAACUGGAUUGAAAGCUGUUCUUGUAUCUUUGUUUCUUUCAUCACUGCUGUUUCCUCUGGCAUUUUCUGCAUCCAAUGAUGGCUUGGUUAGAAUAGGCCUGAAAAAGAUGAAGUUUAAUCCAAAUAACAGCCUUGCUGCGCGGCUUGAGUCGAAGGAAGGGGGGGCUCUUAGAGCUUCCAUUAAGAAGUAUAAUCUUCGUGCAAACAAGGGAAUCUGGGAUGUUGUCAUUGUAGCACUGAAGAAUUAUAUGGAUGUUCAGUACCUUGGUGAGAUUGGUAUUGGCACUCCCCCACAAAAAUUCACUGUAAUGUUUGACACUGGAAGCUCUAAUUUGUGGAUACCAUCAUCUAAAUCUAAGUGCUUUGUCUUGGUAGGAUACUUUAUGCCCAUGUUAUCCAUAAAAAGGAAACUAGAUGAAUUGCUUCUGAGAAUUUCUACGUUACUAUGCUGUGCAGGAAAGUCUGCUGAACUUGACUACGGAUCUUUUAACGUUUCUGGAUUUUUCAGUGAGGAUCAUGUCAGAGUUGGUGGCCUAGUUGUGAAGAAUCAGGUAAUUGAAAUCAGCUUUCUUCACUUCUGGUCAGUUGGAUGUGUUAAUUCACUUGCUUAUAACUAUUUGUCUCAGGAAUUUACCGAGGCAACCAGGGUGCAGAGUCUCACAAAUGACGAGUUUGAUGUGUUCUUGGACUGGCGUUCCAAGAGAUCUCAGUUGGAGUGCUGUCCCUGUGUGGUACAACAUGGUCAAACAAGAUCUUGUAAAGGAGCAGGUAUUCUCAUUUUUGGCUUAACAGAAACGAGAAGGAAGAAGAGGGUGGUGAAAUUGUCUUCGGUGGGGUUGAUCCAAAUCACUACAAGGGUACACACACAUAUGUCCCAGUUACACAGAAAGGUUAUUGGCAGUUCGAUAUUGGCGACGUUCUUGUUGGUGGUAAACCAACUGGUAUGCACUUUUUCAUUGACUAUUACAAGUUAUUGUGGCUCUGGUUGUUCUGCCAUUGCGGAUUCUGGAACUUCUUUUUUAGCUGGUCCAAAGGUAUGUAUAGGUAAGCAGCAAAGGUGUCUUUAUGUUCCUACACAUCAAGCUUCCUGUUUACUAUCCAGUUCCAUUUGCAUGAUGACUGCAAUCGAUGGGAUAAAUCAUGCUAUUGGAGCCUCUGGAGUUGUCAGUCAGGAAUGCAAGGCAGUUGUUCAACAGUAUGGGCAACAAAUAAUGGAUUUGCUUUUGGCACAGUCUCAACCAAAGAAGAUAUGCCCAAAAAUUGGAUUGUGCACCUUUGACGGAACCCAUGGUGUCAGGAUGGGCAAUGGGAGUGUGGUUGAUGGCCAGAAUGGUGGAAAUUCAGCUGGUCGUCGUGACGCUAUGUGCAGCACUUGUAAAAAGGCAGUUGCGGGAUGCAAAAUCAGCUUAGACAGAACCAGACAGAAGAUCGUACACUGA